Molecule: messenger RNA, 2936 nt
Organism: Diachasma alloeum
Lineage: Eukaryota; Metazoa; Arthropoda; Insecta; Hymenoptera; Braconidae
Gene: Adck1
Exons: 2
Coding region: 15-1577 (520 amino acids)
Biological process (GO): mitochondrion organization; lipid homeostasis; protein phosphorylation
Cellular component (GO): mitochondrial inner membrane
Molecular function (GO): ATP binding; protein kinase activity
Source: RefSeq, a predicted model, not a curated record
ACCCCUAUGUAAAAAUGUGGCAGCCUCGCAGACUCUUGAAGCUCACAGCCCUGGGGGCAGUCUCCAUAGGCACCUUUGCUUCCCUCCGCAGCAACGAGUACGACAUUGGCUCCAUCGGUAUCGUCCGCCUCUCACGAGCCGCAUACUCAGUCUUCGUUAUUGGCUCGCAUUACCAGAAAACCGUCUACUCCAGCUCUCUCCCAAAGGACUCACCAGAAUAUCUUAAACUCAAAUCCUCAGCCCAUUCAUUCGGUGCAGCUCGUCUCUUGGAACUUUGCUGCGCUAACAAAGGUGUCUAUAUCAAAGUGGGCCAACAUGUUGGUGCCUUGGACUACCUCCUCCCUAAGGAGUACGUCCAGACAUUGAAAAUACUCCAUAGUAAGGCCCCGCAAUCCUCUUUCAACGACGUCCUCAUAGUCCUGAAAGAAGACUUCAAACAAAACCCUUAUGACAUCUUUGCCUCGAUCGACCCUGAGCCCCUUGGGGCUGCCUCUCUUGCACAGGUUCACCGAGCUGUUCUCAAGGACGGGGAAACAGUUGCCAUCAAAGUUCAGCAUAGAUCAGUGAAGACAAACUCUUACGUUGAUAUUAAGACCAUGGCUGCAUUGGUGAAAAUCUGUUCCUGGGUAUUUCCGGAGUUCAAAUUCGACUGGCUUGUUGAUGAAACUAAGAAGAACAUCCCUAGAGAACUAAACUUUUAUCAUGAGGGGCAGAAUGCUGAGAAGGUCCAAGCGAUGUUCCGUCACUAUAAAUGGCUGAAAAUACCUAUAAUCCACUGGACACUGUCUACCCCUAGAGUCCUAACUAUGGAGUUCAUCGAAGGAGGACAAGUGAAUGACCUAGAUUACGUGUAUCAGAACAAUAUUAAUCCAUAUGAGAUUAGUGAGAAAUUAGGAAGACUCUACAGCCACAUGAUCUUCAUCACUGGUUUCGUACACUCUGAUCCUCAUCCCGGAAACAUUCUCGUGAAGAAGAAUCAGAUGAAUGAAGCAGAGAUAGUCCUCCUGGAUCAUGGUCUUUAUGCUGAGCUGUCCAAUGAGUUCAGGUGGGCGUAUUCCAAAUUAUGGAUGGCAAUCCUUAAUAAGGAUAAGGAGGGGAUGAAGAGGUAUUGUGCCGAUUUAGGAGUCGGCGAUCUCUAUGGGCUGCUGGCCUGUAUGGUUUCUGGGAGGACCUGGGAUACCAUCAUGGCUGGGGUGGAGAAGACGAAGUACAGUAAGAAUGAAAAGGAGAUGUUCCAGAAUGAGGUACCCAAUCUAUUACCACAGAUCAGUGAAGUUUUAGAGAGGGUCAAUAGGCAGAUGUUGCUGAUUCUCAAGACUAAUGACUUGAUUCGGAGCAUUGAGCACACACUUGGGACUUCGCAGAGGAUGUCGGCGUAUAUGGAGAUGUCCAGGUGUUGCGUUCAUGCUAUUUAUGAUGAGAAAAUGAGAGAUGUCGGACAUAGACUACGAGUUUUAAUGCGGAAACAGUGGAGUCUAUGGAAGUUGUUCAUGUAUUAUGCCUGGCUAGGUGUUAUUAAUUUUGAUCUAAGGAGGAGUAUUGCGUCGUUGUUCAAUAGAAACUUCUUUUCAUUUUAGAAGCAGUUGGUUAAGGAUUUUUUUUCAUGGGGGGGAGGACAUUGGUGGAAACUGGUUGGUGAACAACUCGAUUGAACGAUUUUUCAUACAUUAUGGUUGUAUCGAAACGUAGGAUCAAGAUUAAAUCCAAUCGACUUCGCCCCGUAUUUCAACUUGAACCAUUUUGUGUUCAUUUCAAAAAGGUUUUUUGGAUCACAGAUUUGAUGCCAUUUGGUCCUUUUUUUUUUGUUAUCUCCGCCGAGAUUCAAACCAUCAUUUCACACAUGCUCCGCAGGCGGAGAAAUUUUAGUAGGCUAGGGUAGGAGGAAGUUUUCAUUAGGUUCGGGCUGGAGAAGAAGAAAUGCUAAUAUUAAUGCAGGCGGUUGGAAAAAUAAUUAAGCUGUAACUAUUUUCUUCUUUAACUUUUCAAUCAUUCAUUUACAAGUUUGUUGAGAACAUUUCAUCUCAGAUACGGAAGGAAGGAAAAAAAUUAUAUCGACACGUUUUCCCAUCUGCCCGUCAGAAAGUUUUUAUUUCAUUCAGUCAAUUCUCAAAAAUCAUUAUUUUUUAAUACAGUUUUCAGGAAAAUAAAAUAACUGAUCAGAAAACAGACUUCGUCGUAGUAAUACUAUUUAUAUGUAGACGUUUUAUAUAAAAAUACAGGUUGAUAUGCAUUGAGUUUGAUACAUAUUUUCCACUUUUUGAUGUAUCUAAUCAUGUAUCCAAAGUCGCUCGAUGGGUCUCUCCGUUAAACAGAAAUAUUUCAUUUUCACAUUUUCUUUUGAGAAAAAACUAAGAUGGCUUUAUUUUCACGUCGGAAGAUUUUGUUGAAGCAAAUUUCGAAAUCCACGGAGAAAUAGACGUUCUUCGAUAAGUAUCUUUGUACUAGAGAGAUUGAGGGUUACAAAAAAAGUCUUGAUGAAAAUUGCAAAAUUUCUCAGAAUUUUUAUGUAUUUGGGAUGAAGCACAUUUUUUUAUUUUGGAAAAUAUUUCCGAAUUCGCGAGGAAUUUUGAGGCAGACAUUCUGUUGCAUCUUGAAUGUCUUUAUAAAAAAAAACAAUCCUUCUGAAACUGUCCCAUGGCGAAAGGAAUCGCCUGAUACAUACCACUCGUGCUUCAUGAUCGAUUGGUCAAUGAAGGCAAAAGGUGACUCAAAAAGUUGAACAGCUUCACGUAUCGAAUGCCAGUGUCCACGUGCUUGGCUGUACCCAGUCUCUAUUCUUGUCACAAAUUUGAUCGAAGAGUAAUUGCACCAUUCUUCGCAAGCAUAGAUUGGUUAAUGUCGCACGAUCACUUAAGGAUUAACGAAACGGAUUGUAAAUCUUAGAAAAAUGUGACACAUAUUUAUAUUGGUAAUAAAUGGAAUUCGUACAUUUCGCA